UUUGAAGCCAGGUGAUGUGCUUGAUCACACAAGCAUGCUAACCUCUGAAAACCACAGGUUCUAUCUUAAAUUUGAUUCAAUUCAGCAGAACCCUAGCCUCACUUACCUUGUUAUAGGCCGCAAAGACACUUCCUCUGAAGCUGAAGAAGACACCAACUAUGGCUAUAAGAGUUGGAUUGCAAACAGAAACGACCCUAUUUCCAACAAUUCCGGGGUUCUUACUUUGGAGUAUUCAGGUGCUCUCAAAAUCAACCGCCAGAACAGGAAGCCAAUAACUCUGUAUUCUCCUGUCAAAUCUGAAGUUACCAAAAAUACCAUUCUAACUCUAUUAGAUUCAGGAAACUUGGUCCUGCGGGAGCUGCAUCCCAAUGGUGUUUCAAAGAGUGUGUUGUGGCAGAGUUUUGACCAUCCUUCAGAUAUACUACUUCCUGGUAUGAAGUUAGGAAUUAACCACAAAACUCAUCAAUCUUGGUCUGUUACAGCGUCCAUUUCUGAUGCAACCCCAGCUUCUGGUUCAUUCACUCUCGAGUGGGAUCCAAGAAAAAAGCAAUUAAUCAUUAAGAGACAAGGGCAGAUAUAUUGGGCAAGUGGGGUGGUGAAAAACAACAGAUUUGUGAACAUACCAGAAGAAGUUCAGCAGUUUUAUGAAUACAACAUUGUCUCAACAGAGGAAGAAGAGUCCUUUAGUUUCAGAGGUAAAUAUGAUGAUGAAUCACAGUGGGUGCUGUUUCAUAAUGGUCGGUUAUUGGACACAAGAGAGAGUGAUUUCCUCAUUGCUAGUGCUGAUACUUGCUAUGGCUUUAACAGUGAAAGUGGCUGUCGAAAAUCGAAACCACCCAACUGCAGAAAACCUGGUGAAAAAUUCCAAAUUCAGUUUGAAUAUAUCGGUUCUCCAUCUGGAAAUGAGAGUUUUUCUGUGAGAGACGCAAACAUCAGUAUUGGUGAAGGUGAUUGUAUGGCUACUUGCUGGACCAACUGUACCUGCCUUGCGUUCAAAACGGCUUUCCUCAAUGGAACUGGAUGCAUAUAUUACCAUGGACAUUGGAGGACAGUGCCUGUUGACUCUAGGGACGCAAGCAUAAACGUCUUAAUACCAUCACCAUAUGACUCAGAUCAUAAAGAUUUGAAGAAGUGGAAAAUAAUUGGUCCUACCAUGGCAGCAGCUCUGAUCACAAUCUGCCUUGGCAUUUUCUACCUAAGAUGGAGGAAAGCAACUGAAGUUCAAGUUAUUGUGUCAUAUCCGACAGACAAUGGAAGAAGCAGGGAGGAGAAUGAACGGGGCAACUUAGAGUCCUUUAAUAGGCAUACCACCGUUAAUGAACUUAAAAAUGAUGUAAAGAAGGGGAAUUUAAAAAUUUUCAACUAUGAAUCAAUCAUGGAAGCAACAAACAGGUUCUCACCAGAAAACUUGCUAGGCAAAGGAGGAUUUGGACAUGUAUAUAAGGGAUUAUUGCCAAUGGGAGAAGAAAUAGCCAUAAAAAGACUUUCCAGAGGUUCAGCACAAGGAGUAAUUGAGUUUAAAAAUGAACUCAUUGUGAUAUCUGAACUCCAACACGUGAAUCUUGUUCAGCUGUUAGGUUGCUGCAUUCACGGAGAAGAGAGGAUGUUAAUCUAUGAGUUCAUGCCCAACAAAAGCUUAGACUACUUUCUAUUUGGUGAGCAAACAAGUACUUUUCUUCCAAGGAAAAUCUACAAGUUGCUAGAUUGGAAAAAGCGUUUCAACAUAAUUGAGGGGAUCUCUCAAGGAUUGCUUUAUCUCCAUAAAUACUCAAGACUAAAAGUAGUUCAUAGAGAUCUGAAAGCUAGUAACAUUCUUCUUGAUGGCAAUAUGAAUCCUAAAAUUGCAGAUUUUGGUAUGGCCAAGAUUUUUACACAAGAAUCAAAUGUACAAACCAAUCGGGUUGUAGGGACAUAUGGAUACAUGUCACCUGAGUAUGCCAUGGAAGGAAUUUUCUCUACUAAAUCAGAUGUCUAUAGUUUUGGGGUUUUGCUACUUGAAAUUAUAAGCGGCAGAAGAAAUAACAGUUUCUACAAUUCCCAAGGUCCACUAAAUCUAGUAGGGCAUGCUUGGGAACAAUGGAAAGAAGGUCAAGUUCUCGACAUAGUUGAUCCAAUGUUGAGAGACCAAUGUGAUCCAGAUCAAGUAUUAAGAUGUGUCCACAUUGGACUUUUAUGUGUCGAAGAAAAUGCAGAAGAUCGUCCAGCUUUGUCAGAUGUUAUAGCCUUGUUGGCAAGUGAAACUGCAUCAAUUCCUUUCCCAACAAGGCCAGCAUUUUAUAGUGGAAGAAAGCUAAAUAAGAAAUAUAAGUCUGAUGACUUUGAAACUCAUUCAGUGAAUGGUCUGUCUGUUUCAACCAUAAAAGCAAGGUAA
This is a messenger RNA of Neltuma alba, 2371 nucleotides long. Its product is annotated as G-type lectin S-receptor-like serine/threonine-protein kinase At1g67520. NCBI's taxonomy places the organism in Eukaryota, Viridiplantae, Streptophyta, Magnoliopsida, Fabales, Fabaceae. The coding region runs from base 35 to 2371 and encodes 778 amino acids. Gene Ontology annotation, cellular component: plasma membrane. The transcript is spliced from 7 exons. Gene Ontology annotation, biological process: protein phosphorylation. Gene Ontology annotation, molecular function: ATP binding; protein serine/threonine kinase activity. The record is from RefSeq and is a predicted model, not a curated record.